Molecule: messenger RNA, 1968 nt
Organism: Volvox carteri f. nagariensis
Lineage: Eukaryota; Viridiplantae; Chlorophyta; Chlorophyceae; Chlamydomonadales; Volvocaceae
Gene: rabH
Product: RabH/Rab6
Exons: 7
Coding region: 137-772 (211 amino acids)
Molecular function (GO): GTP binding; GTPase activity
Source: RefSeq, a predicted model, not a curated record
UUCAUCACUACUUUGUUUGAAGCUGCAGCAAGAUCACAAGGUUACCUCUUCAAAGAAGACGCUGCCAGCCGGGCCCGCUAGGGCGCGGUAGAAGGCAUAUCCACUGUUACAGAUAUAAGAUCAAGGCUAGGUCAAAAUGAGCGCCCCCGCACCCAGCCCACUUGCCAAAUACAAACUGGUGUUUCUGGGGGACCAGUCGGUCGGGAAGACCUCAAUCAUUACACGGUUUAUGUAUGACAAGUUCGACAAUACCUAUCAGGCGACUAUUGGGAUAGACUUCCUCUCCAAGACUAUGUAUUUGGAGGACCGGACCGUGCGGCUCCAACUCUGGGAUACCGCUGGGCAGGAGCGCUUUCGCAGCUUGAUUCCCAGCUACAUACGCGACUCUUCGGUCGCUGUGGUUGUGUAUGACAUUACAAACCGCCAAUCCUUCUUGAACACGGCACGUUGGAUUCAGGAGGUGCGCACCGAACGUGGUAACGAUGUCAUCAUCUUCCUCGUGGGCAAUAAGACAGACCUUAUUGAUAAGAGGCAAGUCUCCAUUGAGGAGGGCGACGCCAAGGCGCGCGAGCUAAACGUUAACUUCAUCGAGACAAGUGCCAAAGCUGGCCUUAACAUUAAGGCUUUAUUCCGGAAGAUUGCGGCGGCACUGCCCGGCAUGGAAUCCGUGACGCAGAACAAGCAGGAGCAAAUGGAGGAGGUCAAACUGACCACGUCCACGGUCACGCUCGACGCUAAGCCUCCGCCACCAGCGUCAACAUGCUCUUGCUGAGCCCUGCACACCUGUAAAUGCUCAGACCAGCGCAGCAGCAUGGCUUUCAACCGCAACAGCAGCGAAGCUUGGGUUGGUGCACUUUUCCUUUAAGGGGAUGAAAAUUGCUGGAGUGCGUUGUAAGGCAGCAUUGAGGGCAUGAGGCCGGCUUUGCCGUCAUAGGGUCGCUAAAGUAAUGUAAGGAUUAGGCACAAACCGGGAGAGCCGGAUCAGGUUGUAGCCAGUGCGCUGCCGAGCACCAGACAGCAUUUUAAGGGGCUAUGGCUCCAGGGAGGGGUUUAUCCAUGGUACCUUUUUACCACCGAUUUGUAGCGCUGCUAUGGGUUUGGGUUAACGCGUUAUGGCGGUAGUAGGGUGGGCUGUGCUAGCGGUGACUCGCUCUGGCUUACAUGGGUGUUGGCCUGACAACAAGCGCCGUCCAUAAGUGUGCGGGGCAAGAUUGGCAGCACGGGAUGUGGGAGGCCAUGCUACAUGGGACGUUCGGUCAUUGUAUGUGGCUGAUGAACCGUGCAAAGGUCUGGGCGCGGUUGUCCAUAUUCCCGUAAGGAAAUAUGUUGCAUUUUCACGGUGAUGGCUGACAUCAUCUUAAGCUCGCUAACAGCGGCGCAGUCUCCCAAAUGCGAGUUGUCAACCCCGCCUUUGCGCUUUGGAGGGCCAAAAGGCUCUAGGGGCGAGGCAGCCCAGGCCUCGGUUUACAUGGCUCCUUGACUAUGUGCGCGCGCAUCGCUUGCAGGCUGACCGGAUUGCAUGUGAUUGGCAUGGUUAUCCAGGAGGCGUUGAAUUAAUGCCCGAGCUGGGGGAUGUAGGGGUGCAGCGUGGCUACACAUGUAUUUUGUCGGCGGUGGGCGCUCACCUGUGCUGGUAUGAGCGUGAAUGGCGGUUUUGACAUUGCUCUUUUGCUAGGCGUAAGAGCAGGAAAAUUCUCUUGGACUGGGGUUCUUUGCUCGUCGCUGCACUGGUCGUUGUUGUGUACUAACUUGGGAUGUCAACUGGGGCAAAGGGGCCUCAGGGAGGGUGGGCCUGUAACGGCUGAAGACGUGACAGUGCAAAUUUGGUUUUAAGGGCUUUCUUACAUUAUGAAGGAUUUUGUAGUGAGAUUUUGAGUCCUCUGAUUUCUUCUGUUCGGGUUUCACAUUAUCGCACUUUUAAGUAGUUUUUCUUUGGUUUGGCACCUCGACUAAUCCUGGAACAGCAGG